AUGCUUCUCCCCCUCGUCAGAUCCCGCCCGCUCCUCCUCCACCGCGCCGCGCGCCUGUCCUCCCCGCGCACCCGCCUGCUCCUCCGCCGCGACGCGCUCCCGCUCCCGCUCGCGCGUUCCCCGGCUGUUCGCAUGGCGGCCUCGUCCGGCUCCGGCGCCAGCUCCCCUGCCCCGGCGCCGCCUGCUGCCGUGGUGCACAAGUCAAAGAUCAAAUUCUGCCCUGCUUGUGGAAGUCCGACGAAAUUGGCCAUACCUGAUGGUGAUGAGAAGAUGAGGGCUGUUUGUUCUUCUUGUGGAAGAGUUCACUACGAAAACCCAAAAAUGGUUGUUGGUUGCCUUGUGGAGCAUGAUAAUAAGGUUCUCCUAUGCAGAAGAAAGAUUGAACCGGCUUAUGGUCUUUGGACACUUCCUGCUGGUUAUUUAGAGGUGGGGGAGUCUACUGCUGAAGGAGCCUCUAGAGAAACAUUGGAAGAAGCAUGUGCAGAUGUAGAGAUAAUCUCACCUUUUGCUCAGUUGGAUAUUCCACUGAUUGGCCAAAGUUACAUUAUUUUCCGAGCAAGACUGAAGACGCCCAACUUUUCACCUGGACUGGAGUCGCUAGAAUGUGCACUUUUUGCUCUGGAUGAUAUACCAUUUGAUUCUCUAGCAUUUUCUUCAAUCUUUGUCACCUUAAGGAUGUAUACUGAAGAUGUGAAGUCUGGAAGCAUCAAAUUUCACUAUUGCACUAUAAACAAAAGGUUAGGAGCCAGCCCUUCAGAUCUUCGGAGUUUCGAUAUCGAUAACCAUAUUGCUGUGUGA
This is a messenger RNA of Miscanthus lutarioriparius, 798 nucleotides long. Lineage: Eukaryota; Viridiplantae; Streptophyta; Magnoliopsida; Poales; Poaceae. The record is from the annotation of a GenBank genome assembly.